CAACUCUGGAGGGGAGGAUUCUGAAAACAGCAGCUGAUAGCUCAAUGGCCGAAUUUUGGACACCCAAUCUGGGCAGAAGAUACGAGGGUUCCUCUCCGCUAGUAAGAUGCAGUCUGUGAGUCACAUUGGCCCUUGCUGCAGUGCUGAUAAAGCCUCAAAUGGGAGAGCAGACUUGGAGUCAUCCGCAAUGCUCUCGUGAGUCACUACGCUACUAUUACUAUUUAAGCGCCACUUCAUCUCACUAAGGGAGAGACCCUCGAACCGUCUGUCAGAAGCUUGUUUCCAACUUACAAGCCCAGCCCAAAACUCAAUUGCGACAACAUCGGCGUCAAUUGACCAAUCCUGUACCUCGAUCCAUCAGCAAUCAACACCAUUGACAAGAUCACAAUGGGUUCCAGCACGACCAUCGAGUUCGGCAAGUCGCUGAAGGAGCAAUUCCUCUUCGACCCCGAUUGGCGCAAUCUGAACAACGGCUCCUACGGCGCCAUGUCCCGGUACGUCCGCGAAAAGCAACUGGAAUACCAGAACCGCGCCGAAUCUCGCCCAGAUCAGUACAUCCGCUACGAGUACCCGGAAGCCCUCGACGCCUCUCGCACCGCGUUGGCCGGACACCUCAAUGUCUCCCCCAACACGGUCGUCUUCGCCGCCAACGCGACCACGGCCUUCAACAUCAUCAUCCGCAACAUCAGCUGGGCCGCCGAUGGCAAAGACGAGAUCAUCACCUUCUCCACUAUUUACGGCGGCUGCAACAGCACUGUCGAAUACAUCGUCGAUACCAACCCGGGCCUCGUGUCCUCCCGCACCAUCCUCCUGACCUAUCCGCUCGAGGAUGACGAGAUCCUCACGCUUUUCCGCGAGGCCGUCACGCUCGCACACGCCGAGGGCAAACGGCCCCGUGUUGCUGUCUACGAUGUCGUCUCCUCCCAGCCCGGCGUGCGGUUCCCCUUCGAGGCUCUCACAGCCGUGUGCCGCGAGCUCGGUGUGCUGAGCCUCGUCGACGGCGCCCAGGGCGUGGGCAUGGUUGAAAUCGACCUGGCCGCUCUGGACGCUGACUUCUUCCUGUCCAACUGCCACAAGUGGCUCAACACGCCGCGUGGGUGCGCCUUCUUGCACGUCCCCUUCCGCAACCAGGGGCUGAUCAGGAGCACCCUCCCGACGAGUCGUGGGUACGUCCCCCUCCGUGUCACUGAGAAGCAGGCCCCGGCUCCGGCGGAGGAUGUGGGCGUCAAGUCGGCGUGGGUGCAGAGCUUCGACUUCAUCGGGACCCUGGACAACAGCCAGCCUGUGGUUGUCAAGGACGCGCUGCAGUGGCGCGAGGAGGUGCUCGGCGGCGAGGAGCGUAUCCGGCAGUACCUCUGGCGGCUGGCUAAGGAGGGAGGAAAGAGGACAGCCGAGAUCCUGGGCACCGAAGUCAUUGAUAACAAGACCGGGACGCUGACAAACUGCGCAAUGGUCAACGUGUGGUUGCCUGUUAAGAGCGCCGAUGUGCAGGAUGGAGUCUUGGCAUGGGCGCAGGAGCUCUUGGUCAAGGAGUAUAAGACAUUCAUGGCGCUGUCGCAGCACAACGGGCAGUGGUACACCCGACUCAGCGCGGGGGUGUAUCUCGAUCUCGAGGACUUUGAGUGGGCUGGCAAGGUACUAAAGGAAGUAUGCGAGAGGGUGCUUAAGGAAAAAGCGAGGAAGAAAGUUAGCUCGGCCUAAAGAGCGCCCUUUUCGUUGACGAGAGAUACAAGGCUGUAGAAUUCUUCAUUAGCUGUUGUUGGAUUAUAUCACUAAAUAACACUAGCUACAGUAAUACCAGCGGUAUUCGUGA
Messenger RNA from Ilyonectria robusta, 1813 nucleotides. RefSeq names its product pyridoxal phosphate-dependent transferase. The coding region runs from base 388 to 1701 and encodes 437 amino acids. The record is from RefSeq and is a predicted model, not a curated record. Lineage: Eukaryota; Fungi; Ascomycota; Sordariomycetes; Hypocreales; Nectriaceae. The transcript is spliced from 2 exons.